AGCCGAGGUGGGACGGGCUUUGCAGCCCCGCACCACUUGGCUUGUUAAACGGGUGUUUGAGUGCCUGCUGCACGCGAGGCGCUGUGAUGUUGGCGGACAGGACCCGCAGGCCCCUCCCUCCGUGGAGCGUCUGUCCCAGAGGCGAGGACGGACCCGGACAAAGGGACACACGGGACGAUUUUAGGCAGGCACCGUGCUGUGAGCGAAAAAGGAGAGGCUGGCGGCUGCAGAGGGAUCUGAGGACGUGCGGACGGGAGAGGGCCUGGAGGAUCUGGGGAGGGCAUCAGGCACAGGCGCGAAUGUCCGUGGGGGCUGAGAGCAGGGUUUAGGGUUAGGAGGAAGGCAGAGCCCGGCCGUGCGCGGCGGCCUCCUCGCUGGAAACUCGGACCCACGGCCGGCCUGGAAGAGCAGAGAUGAUCGAAGUCGCCAUUCCAGCGGGUCGUCGGGAGGACUGAGUGACACAGCAGAUGCCCCACUGCGGUGGCGGCGACAGAAGCACGGUUCUCCUGCCCUGCCUAGCGCGCCGGGCCCUCGGGCAGCGCCUGGUGGAGGGGCAGCGCCCCGACCGCUGCCCCGGCCCUGCGCCCCCUGCGCUUCCUCUCCAGGGGCUUCCCUGGCGUCCCCUGCGCGCUCGCUCGUCGCGGGCACGAGCUCCGCUGGGGCCUCGGGGGCGGCUUUGCGUCGCGACCCCGCCCCGUCUCUCGGCCGGGAAAGGGCCCGUGAGCUCCUCCCAGUUAGGACCUGACACCGCCCUCGAGGGCGUGGCUGCGACAGCGUCUCUCGAAGCUGCAACUGGCGUUAAAAAACCUAACGCCCAAGCGGCCCGAGUCGGGCGGCGGAACAAACGUCAGGCCACUUCCGUGCCCACCGCGUCGCCUGGGCGCCCUGCGCCGGAGCCUCGGACGGAAGGGGCGGGCCUGAGGCGGAAGGGGCGACGCCGGAAGUUUCUUUCCCGCGGCUGCGCCACGUCCGAGGAAGUUGGAGCCAAGCCGGCACGAUGGCGGACUGGGCGCGGGCUCAGAGCCCUGGCGCUGUGGAGGAGAUCCUAGACCGGGAGAACAAGCGGAUGGCUGACAGCUUGGCCUCCAAGGUUACCAGACUCAAAUCGCUGGCCCUGGACAUCGAUCGGGAUGCAGAGGACCAGAACCGGUACCUGGAUGGCAUGGACACGGAUUUCACAAGCAUGACGAGCCUGCUCACGGGGAGUGUGAAGCGCUUUUCCAUGAUGGCGCGGUCUGGGCGAGACAACCGGAAGCUCCUAUGCGGUGUGGCUGUGGGACUGAUCGUGGCCUUCUUCAUCCUCUCCUACCUUCUGUCAAGGGCAAGGACGUGAGCCAGUGGGAGCUGCCUUCUGUGGGUGCACGGGGCAACCAGCGUCUUACCCUGCCUGAUGUCUUGGGCUCCAGAGGACCUUCCUACAGAAUACUCCUUUGAAAUGAUGAUCGUGGCUUAGGAAUCUUCUUCCUUGUGGCUGGGAGCCCAUGGCUGCUUCUGACCCAGUGAGCUCAUGUUGGUUGGUCCCAGGUGUGCAAGAGGCCCUUUCCUUUGGGGAAACCAAAGUUCAGCCCCCUCUGCCAGCCCAGGUGUUAGAGGUGCCAGCAGAGCCAGGACUGAGCAGAGCAGCUAGGGAUCUUGGAUGUGGCCACCUGUGGCCAGCAGCCCUUCCCCCGCCCCUCAGGACUGACGUCUCCAGGCUCCUCUGUCCCAUGCUAGUUUGGGUAAGGCCAUGUCUGGUAUCUGAGGUGCCUGGAGCUGAUACAGGAAGAGGGUGUGGUUGUGAACCUCAAAUCAGCACUGUUUUCUCUGACCAGGUCUCAGACCAGAGGUGGCAGUGACUCCUGACCAGGGAUCCUGAGCAUGGGCAGACCAGUGGGAGUUGAGAGUCCUGUACUGGGUCUCUGUGCCUGCUCUCCAGUCCCAUAGCUGAAGCCCGACCCUCGGGGAAGUUUAGGGGCUUGCGGAUGAAGGAGUGGGCUGCAGUCUUGGCUGAAGGCGCUGGGCCCCGAUCCUUCUGGAUCUUGUGGCCAUGUAUCCAGGAGCAGACACUCGCAUUUUCUCAGGAUGCAAGGUCUUCCCAGCACCAAAGAUGUAUUUUCGGAGACAAGAUGUCUAGAAAUAGGCCCAUUUGGCAUUUCAGAGUCAGGAAGGGUGUGGGGGUCCUUCUGUGUUUCUAGACAGGAGGCUUCCCUGUAAGGAUUCUCUUCAUAGGACCCAUAGGUCACUUCUUUAGGAUCACUAGGCAAUUUCCCUUCCCCUAAGUCCAGCGCUUCCUCCCAUAGCAAAUCUCCCCUUGCUAUGAGGGAGCUCUGAGCAACUCCCUCCUCCCCAGCCUCUGCAGACUGCCCUCCUUGCCCACCUCUUCCUGGGCCUUCACUACCCGCUUUGUCAGCCCCAUGCUCGCACCAACCGAACCACAAGUCCAGCUGGACCAGUGGCCUCUUCUCACCCCACAGUGAGAUCCCAGCAGCUUUGUUUUCACAUGAAAACACUUGUAAGAAAUGAGUUAUCGCCUCUGUUGUUCCUUGUCCUUGUUCUUAUUUUCUGCCUUCCCAGUCACUCCCUUAUUUCCCAAUCAUUAUUGGCUCACUGUUCACGCACCCACGUGGUCACACCUUGUGUGGUCACACAUAUUGACCACGUGUCAGCCACAGCCUGGUACCUCUCAGCUCCUGACGCCCCUUUGCUUUGGUCUCCAUCCCCGGGCACCUUGCCUCCUGGUGCCGCUGCUGCUCCUGUCCUCCUCCUUUCCCCUUCCUCUCCCACUUCCCUCCAGCAGCCCAGCCUCUCACCACAGCACUCUUCUCCGUGCCAUCACACCUGGCUGGGCCCUUCAGCCUCCUGGAGGAGGAGGAUCCCACCUUCUUGCUUCCAGGUGCUCUGUUCUGAUCACCCCACUCCUUCAGGUGUUCUUUUCCAAUUACCGCACCCCUCCUCCAGGUGUUCUGGUCGCCCCACUUCUCCAGGUGUUCUGUUAUGAUCACCCCACUUCUCCAGGUGUUCUGAUCACCCCACCCCUCCAGGUGUUCUUUUCUGAUCGCCCCACUCCUCUAGGCGCUCUGUUCUGAGGGCCCCACUCCAGUGUGCUCGAUUCUCACCCAGUGAGAUCGAUCUUCCUGCCUCCAUGUCUCUGGGGCUUGACUGCUUCCCCCUCCCGACAUUCCUUCACAGGUUCUCGUGGUCCUUCCUCACUCCCCAGCGUCACUGUCACCAUGGCUUUGGAUUAGCCUUCUGCUUAUCUCAUCACACCUGUCGUGGGGACCUGCCCACUGGUCACCAAGCUUGAUAGCCACUGCCUGCACAGUGUCUGCAUCCAGUGUUGCCACGGGCCUGCAGACACACUUGAACCCAAGCUCUGCAUCCCCUGCCUUUCCUGGGCCUGAGGUCUAACCUCACCUCCUGAGAGCUUGGCUCAGCCACGGGAAGUCCGUCACACCCGAGGAUGCCGUUGCUGUGCUGUGUCCGCUCGUCUUGCCAGUGCAGACUCGGAAGUUAGAUUUUGUGUUUCAGGGUGACCUUGGAAAGUGCUUUUUGCUGCUCUCUUGAGACCUCCGUUUUCACCUCAGGUCUCUUGUCUCUGCCUCCCCACUUCCAUCUCCUUGGCUUCCUGCAGCCCUGCCAGUUCUUGGGGUCUGGGGUUUAGUUCCUUUCAGGUUUGCUUUUUGUUUCUCAUUCUCGUUGUUUUGGGAUGAAUUCCACGGAGGGGGCGUGGCAGCCCUGCUGCCACUGUGGCAGAGCAGGGUUUCCUGUGGGGUCUUUGCUUCCCUCUGCUCGGCCCUGUGCCCUCAGCACCUCAUCUUGUGGAUCACUAGGGUUUGCUGACAUUGAUCCCGAUACUGGGACAACAAAGAAGGACCUGGGUCCCCAGUCUGUGCCAAGUGGGAACAGAUUGCCCAGUCCUGUCCCAUAAUUCAAGAACAAGACAUUUAACACUAAAGGUUGGAGUAAACAGCUUCAUGACAAAGUA
Messenger RNA from Equus quagga, 3964 nucleotides. RefSeq names its product Bet1 golgi vesicular membrane trafficking protein like (gene BET1L). The coding region runs from base 998 to 1333 and encodes 111 amino acids. The record is from RefSeq and is a predicted model, not a curated record. Gene Ontology annotation, biological process: regulation of retrograde vesicle-mediated transport, Golgi to ER; retrograde transport, endosome to Golgi. NCBI's taxonomy places the organism in Eukaryota, Metazoa, Chordata, Mammalia, Perissodactyla, Equidae. Gene Ontology annotation, cellular component: Golgi trans cisterna; SNARE complex. The transcript is spliced from 4 exons. Gene Ontology annotation, molecular function: SNAP receptor activity.